UUUGUCCCUACGUGUAAUACCAUUUAGCAAACUGUACAUGAGAAAAGCAUAGCCACCUUGAAAAAAGUCGUGGAUUUCAAAGAAAAUGCAAUUAACGUGAGUGCUUUAUGUAUGCCAAUUUUGUCCCUACGUAUAAUACCAUUUAGCAAACUGUACACGAGAAAAGCACAAUCAACCUGAAAAAAAUUGUGGAUUUCAAAGAAAUGCAAUUAACGUGAGUGCUUUAUGUAUGCUAAUUUUGUCCGUACGUAUAAUACCAUUUAGCAAACUGUACGUGAGAAAAGCACAAUGACCCUGAAAAAAGUUGUGGAUUUCAAAGAAAAUGCAAUUAACGUGAAUGGUUUAUGUAUUCCAAUUUUGUUCCUAAAUUUGUAUAUAAAUACCAUUUCUUGUUUAUGAGGUUGCAUUAUCUUUCUCAUCUUCUUUUAAAUCCUAAGUAAUAGUUUUAUCUAUGUGUUUUUGUGCCCUAUUAUUUUAGAUUGGUUUUAGCCAUAAGAACUUUUUAGGGGAAGGGUUGUUUGUCAGAUGAAUUUGAUGUUUGGUUUUCCUUAUGUAUCAAGAAACAUUUUUGUCUCUAAAUUGAAGGUUUUUGUUCUUAAUCUAGUAAAUGUGUGUGUUUUUGCCUCUUUUUGUGCCCUAUUAUAUUAGAUUGAUUUUUUCUUGUUAAAAGUAAGAACUUUUUAGGGGAAGUGUUGUUUGUAAGAUAAAUUUGAUGCCUGGUUUUCCUUAUGUAUCAAGAUGCUUUUUGCAUCCAAAUAGAAACUUUUUGUUCUUAAUCUAGUAAAUCUGUGUGUUUUUGCCUCUUUUUCUGCCUUAUUAUAUUAGAUUGAUUUUAUCUUGAUAACAACAAGAACUUUUUUAGGGGAAGAGUUGUUUGUUAGAUAAAUUUGAUGUCUGGUUUUCCUUAUGUAUCAAGAUGCAUUUUUUGUCUCUAAAUUGAAGCCUUUUGUUCUUAAUCUAGUAAAUCAGUGUGUUUCUGCCUAUUUUUGUGCCCUAAUAUAUUAGAUUGAAUUUAUCUUGUUAACAAUAAGAACUUUUUAGGGGAAGGGUUGUUUGUUAGAUAAAUUGCUUUGUCAUAAAUUUCUGAAUAUGAAUAAUACAUCAGCCUCAAUUAUGAUGUCAAUUAUAGAAGUAGGUAAACGUUUUGUCAAUUUUAGGAACUAGAAAACUGCUUUGAAGAAACACUUUGCUCUUUUUGAAUCACGAAGACAUACUGGCAUACAUUGGACCCCCAAUUAACUGGACCGGGCAGAGAAGAGGGAAUAGGUGGGUCAACUGUAAUCUUAAAGUCUCUUGCUUUAUGUCCAGGUUCAUUUGUUGUUGGAAGAUGUCGUCGCUUUACAAAAAUGUGAUGGACCUGGAUCCGUAGAAACAUUUCAUUAUUUAGAUAUAAAAGUAAUCAUUUGAAGGACGAUUUUAAAGUACAAUAUGUUUUUUCUCUUAAUAAUGCAAUGAGGUUGGUCCAAUUUUAAAACUAUAUUAAGAAGAACAUCAUUUCUUAGAUUCUUUUCUUCAAUUUUACUUUCCUAAUCUAAAUCUUAAACUUUAUCAUAAAGUUAAUAAUUUAGUCAAAUGCAUGAAAUAUGAAAUAUUCAAUAACUUAAACUGUCUCCGCCCAUCUUUUCCUUUGUUUUUGUUUAAUUGUUUUAGGAGGAUGCUUGCAUGUGUUUGUCAACUAUACUUGUUGAGAGUUGAAAUAGCAAGGAUCUAGAAAGACUUAAAAUAAAGAUACUUCAUAAGCUUCUUCGUUUGUCUCUCCUCCCUUCUUGCUACACAUCCAGGUUCAUCGUUGUUGCUCUAGAAGAAUGUGAUGUUCCUUCAUCCGUACGCUCAGCCUUCAACUUCUUAGCAGCCUGAUCUGGGAAUGACUUAUGGGAGAUUUGGAUUUGUUAUUAUGAGGAGCUAGUUGAAUUUCUUUGGCUGCAGCAUUGUCACUCCUUUUAAAAUGAAACCUUGCCAAGCAAUGUUGAUGUAUACAUUUCAUAGAAAUAACAUAAUUGGAUGUGUGCAAUGCAUGGUUCGUCAAGCAAAUAACUUUCAUAAUGUGGUCAGGAGUUGAAACUUCUAUAGUAUUCAAAUCUCCCAGUGAGCCAUCCUCAGACCAGGCUGCUAGGGGUGGAAGGUUGAGCGUACGUAUGAAGGUUCAUCAUUCUUGUAGACGAUGACAUUUUCUAGCAGCAGCGAUGAAACUAGACAUGUAGCAAGGUAGGAGAAGAAACGAAUGAAGAAGCUAAUGAAUUACCUUUGUUUUAUGCCUUUCUAAAUCUUUGUUAUUUCAACUCUCAACAAGUACAGUUGACAAACACAUACGUGCAAGCAAACCUUGGAACAGUUUAAUAGAAAUAAAGGAAAGGGUGGAGAGAGGCAGUUUAUGCUAUUGAAUACUUGAUAUUUUCUGCAUUAUACUAAAUUUUAAACUUUAUGAUGAGUUCAUAAUUUAGAUUAUGAAUGUAAAUUCUGCAGAAAAAAAUCUAAGAAAUGAUGUUCUUUUAAAUAUAGUGGAAAAUUGGAAUAACCUUAUUGUAAUAUCUAGUACUUUCUAUAGUUCUGCGAAUGAUUACUUUUAUAUUUAGGAAUGAUGUUUCUCUUUGCUACACGUCUAUAUUUAUUGCCACUGCUGGAAGAUGUCAUCGCUCAGCCUUAUUUUUGGGAGAUUUGGAUUUGUUAUUAUCAGGAGCUAGUUGAGGAUCUUUAGUUGCAAUACAAGGUUCGUCAAGCUGAUAUAGCUUAUAGAGAUCUUUCCCUUUUUGCUGCGUGCCUUAUUUACUGACAAACAAGCCUCCAUUUUCAGAAUGUGGUUGGGAGUUGCUCUUUCAUUUGCUUUUUAUUGAAAAAAAAAUAAUAGGCAUGAAUAGUUAAUACUUCAUUUCAAGUUAUUUACAGUUCCUUUCUAGCAUUUUUGUUGAUAGGGGAUUUCUUUAUAUGGUAAAUUUGAAAACAAUUAAAAGUCAAGCACCGAUGUAUGUGAACAAUAAAUCAACAAAUUAGUUUUAUGUUUGUACUGAAGUUCUUUUUUUUUUUUUUUCGUUUUGUAUUAUUAAUGAACUUCAUAAAUAAAACCCAGUAAAAGAAGAAUGUCCAUGCAAUUUUGGUGGGCGUUUGAUAUGUUUGCUGAAUGUAUUCCGUGUUAAUUGUACAAUCAAUAAUGAUUCAGUUUUCAGUAAAAUUUUCUAAUGCAUCAGCAGACUACUGGGACACUUCACGUAAUGCAAAAACAAAGUCAUUAAAAGUACUAUGUUUUCUUAUGAGCUUUGGGAUAAGAUAGUGCCUUGGUUGCAUUAUUGCUUCAUCUCGUCAUAUAAGGAAAAAGAAGAAGUUAGAAUAGUCAAGCCGGUUCACUUGGUCAAGUAAGGCACCGGUGCAGGUCACAGCUUUGUUUAGGGAACGGGUUGUGACAUGUGCUACCCUUGUAUGGCAGCAAAGAGAUGCAAAAGAAUGCCCAAAUUUUCACGCUUGCUCUGUUCCUCACACCUUGGCUGCUUGAUCUUCAAAUAACAGUCCAUUUCUAGGGACGGUGAUACGGAAUGCUGUGACUAUACUCAGUAGCUACAAGAUUAAAUCCACAAGCGCUUAAUUCCUUGCUACAAUACAGUUGAGUUGCUACAAUAGUAUGGCCUUAAAGCCAAUGUAUAACACUAUCUCAGAUGCUGAGUCUGUCAAUCUUGAGAUAUCAGGGAAGCAUGGGAUGAUACAACAUAAUCAUUAUGUGUGUGGUCUUUCCACCUGUUCAUGAAAACUGUUUACAAGAAAGGCAACUUAUGUGUACAUGCAUUGAAUCAGGAGCUGAAGAUCGUGAUAAAAGAUGGCAGUCUUCAGUUGGUGAAUCAGGAGCUGAGGCACUGAGUUUCACCUCAAACACCAAAGAAAUCAAUUUCCCUAAAGCCUGUAAAAGACAACGUAAACAACGUAAAAGGAAGUACUUUCUAUCACAAGAAGAGGGGGAACCAACUGAUGAUCCGACUCCUUCAACAAUGACCAUGCAACAUAAUUUAACUCCAAAAGGAGUGCACGAAAAUAAAGGGGUCAGGGUUGAUGUGCAUGGCUAUAAAGUAAAAGUGAGCAGUGGUCCCAUACUCACUGCCAUUUUUGCCAAGUAUGGUGACAUUGCAGUCAAUUGUCACUAUAAAUCACUGGCUUUCAGAGCUUCCGUUCUUGAUAUAGUUUGUGAUGUUGUAAGGAGGCUGAAAACCGGUGACUUUGGCUCCACUUCCAUCGAUAAUAUGAGAAUUUUGGUUUCUGCUGCAGCGAGGGUCAAACUUGAUGUAACUUGGCUGCAGCAGUAUCUGGAUGAGAUUUCAGAAGAGGGAUAUAUGGAGAAGAAGUUAUCGGAUUUGAUGGAGUUGAGCAAGACUACCAUGCUAGUGUCUAUAGCAGCUAAAAAGGACAUGAUAGGAAGGAAUAGGAAGGUCUUCACUGCAGAGGAACGGCUCAAAAAGGCUGAAAAGCGCUUGCAAAAGGCCCGAAGCCGAGCAGGACAGGUGGAAAGGUCUGUCAAAGUGCUUGAAACAGUGCGUAAAAAAGUUCAGCAGGACAUAAAGGAGGUCGAGGAUCAAGCACAGUAUCGACUUAAUAGGUUAAAUGAGCUUCUGUAGAGCUGUUUUAUCCUUGCUAUUUUUCUUGAACACUAUUACCGAAUAAAUCUAAAACAUGCAUUAGAUCAACUUUUUAAAUUUGAAAUCUGGAAUGAUGUAUACAAGUAAGUCUGUCCGUCUAAAACAUGUAUUAGAUCAACUUCUUAAAUUUGAUUUAUAGAAUGAUAUAUACAAGUAAGUCUGUCCGUGUGGAUGCGGAUAGUCUUAUUUAUUGAA
This is a messenger RNA of Solanum lycopersicum (tomato), 4808 nucleotides long. Lineage: Eukaryota; Viridiplantae; Streptophyta; Magnoliopsida; Solanales; Solanaceae. The record is from RefSeq and is a predicted model, not a curated record.